Messenger RNA from Abrus precatorius (Indian licorice), 4065 nucleotides. RefSeq lists its product as uncharacterized. The transcript has 2 exons. The record is from RefSeq and is a predicted model, not a curated record. Lineage: Eukaryota; Viridiplantae; Streptophyta; Magnoliopsida; Fabales; Fabaceae. The coding region runs from base 779 to 2770 and encodes 663 amino acids.
UUAUAUACGAAACACGUAACACAUGUCAUAUUCUGGUUAAUUUCAUCUUUAUAUUAAACAAAAUAAACAGAUUAAAAAUAAAAAAAAUAAUUUUUUCUCUCUUAGAUACUAAAGGAAACACAAUCUAACGUAGCAAAAAUUUACCUCAACUAAAAAAUAUGUUUGUUUUUAAUUUUAUUUUGGUAAAUAAUUAUUAAAAAAUCAUUAAGCCUUGUAUUUGGUUGUAGGUGCAGCUAUUCUCUGAACUGGACAGUGAUGGCUUAAUGCUUUCUCGCUUGGUUGUCAAUGUUGUGUCUCGCUCCUCCCUUCCACUUUCCAAUUGAAAAAUUCAUAAUCCCAAUCUUUGAAAACCCUAUACCGUUCCCCCAUCUCCGCGGUCUUCAUCGAAACAGCUUGAUUAAAUCAAACCAAAUCGAGAAAUUGCCUAGAAAAUUAUCGCGAGGAUCGCCGGUCUGGAAUCAUUUUUAUUCUGGAAAGUGUUCCAGUGCUGACCAUGUGGUAUGUCACGAACAGGAAUGAUUGACUUCCAUGCUGGGUUUGGAAGGAUUCAAAUCUUGGUGAAUUAAUGUGCACUUACAACUGAUAAUCUCAAUAUCGGUUUAAUCUUCUGUUAUAUUAGAUGGAUCGACGCGAUACUUCAGGAUUUGUUAGUAGGGGAUGCAUUUUACUCUCAUAGGUGUAUCUAACCCUAAUUUUGUAGAUAUGCAACUCUUUUUCAUGUGGAAGUCAGGCAUCUGUUCUGUUGAAAUUUAUCAGUAGGUGUAGGUUUAUUUGUUUCAUGUAUGCAAGGUUCCAGAACUUGAGUUUCACAGUUAAUCCUCCUGCAAAUGCAUUCAAGAUUUUGGGCAACCCAAUGCAGAUUGAAGAAAAUGGAGCUGAUUAUAGCACAGAUACCAUCUUACGGCUUGAUUCCCUUGGUUCUUCAAUCUCAAAGGGAAUAAAGAGAAAAUGGGAAUUGAUUGAUGAAUGUAUGGGUCAGAGAGUUGGCACUUCUUUGUCACUUGGGCUUGGACUUUCAACAAGUUCCUCAGACAGCAAGGGCAGUUCAGCUACUGCUUGCACUGCUAUAUCUUCUGCCAAAGAGAUUGAUGAGGAAUCGUCUAUGGAUAUUGAACUGGACUUUACACUUCAUCUUGGCUGUGAUAAGGUACAGAGCCUGAAAAAACCUGCUAGCUCAAAUUUGAAGAUAUUUGAGUUGCAGCCCAAGGUUGAUUUGGGGUUGAGCCUUUCCUCGGAGCCCUCUGAAUCUGAUAUUACUAGUGUUUGUCUAGGUCCCUCAAAGGCCUCACCUCUUCAAUUUAACAUGGAGAUCCCAUUAGUUUUCAGUGAAAAACCAAACAUAGAAGAGGGAUCAACUUCGUGUAGUUGGAGACCAGGGCUUGUUUCACUUAAUAAAAGUUCUAGUGUAAUGUUAAACCAGGAUGCAAAUAAGUUUCACCGUUAUCCCAUUACUAUGGAUCUCUCAUUGACUAGACCAAAAAGUUCAGUCACCUUUACUUCCAGGGUAACACCGCAAAAACAACCACUACUUCACAACUGUAAUUCAAAGACAUGUCAGGUUGAGGGAUGUGGAAAGGGAGCUAGAGGUGCUUCUGGACAUUGUAUAUCUCAUGGUGGUGGUAGGAGGUGUCAAAAACCCAGCUGCAAUAAAGGAGCUGAAGGUCAGACUGUGUACUGCAAGUCUCAUGGAGGUGGCAGGCGAUGCGAAUAUCUUGGUUGCACUAAGAGUGCAGAACAUGGUGGCAGUCAGAGAUGCAGUCAUGAGGGUUGUAUCCGAGCAGCCAGAGGGAAGUCUGGAUUGUGUAUUCGGCAUGGUGGUGGCAAGAGAUGUCAGAGAGAAAGUUGUACCAAGAGUGCAGAAGGGCUGUCAGGUUUUUGUAUCUCACAUGGUGGAGGGCGUCGAUGUCAAGCUCCUGGAUGCACAAAAGGGGCACAAGGGAGCACUAUGUUCUGCAAAGCACAUGGUGGGGGAAAACGUUGUACAGCACCAGGGUGCACCAAGGGUGCUGAGGGGACUACACCAUUUUGCAAAGGCCAUGGUGGAGGAAAACGCUGUACAUACCAAGGUGGUUGUACUAAAAGUGUUCACGGAGGUACCAAUUUCUGUGUGGCACAUGGGGGUGGAAAGAGGUGCGCCUUACCUGACUGCACAAAGAGUGCUAGGGGACAGACUGAUUAUUGUGUACGUCAUGGAGGAGGCAAGAGAUGCAAGUUUGAAGGAUGUGUAAAGAGUGCACAAGGUAGCACUGACUUUUGCAAGGCACAUGGGGGAGGGAAGAGAUGCUCUUGGGGCCAUCCUGGGUCAGAAUAUAGGAAUCAACAGGGUGCUCCUUGUAAUUCAUUUGCAAGGGGGAAGACAGCUCUUUGUUCCCUUCACAGUGGGCUAGUGCUGGAUAAGAGAGUUCAUGGAGGUGUAUCCUUGGGACCAGUUACUCAGGAAACUUAUGUUAGUAAACCGGAUGAACUGAAGCAGUCAGUCAUUGACAAAGACAUGGACGUGGAUAUGAUGAACAUGAGUAGUAGCCCUCAGACAGCUGGUGCAAUAACCUAUUGUGAUGUUAAAAUAAAUGAAGUUGCAAUUCAUCGCCCAGCUGGGCCAGAUGGUCACAUGCCAAUGUCAGUAGCAGUUCCCGAAGGCAGGGUGCAUGGUGGAAGUCUGAUAGCAAUGCUGGUGGGGAGUUCUAGCCUUGGUUCAGGCAGUGAGAGAAGUCCUGUGAGUGAUCCGUCAGAGCCAAUUAAAGCUUGCACUGUGCCCCAGAGUUGGGUUUGAGGGUAGUUAUUGCUUUUGUAGUCAUGAUCUCCCUUGUCAGAAAUUUUUUUCUGCAGGUUUUCUUCAACGUUUGGUUGUUGAUGAUUAAUGUCAUUGUCUAAUAUCUAUGAAUUGUUAAAACGGAGAGAAUAUGAAGUUGUUUGACAUUCUUAUGGAAGAGGUGUCAUGGUAGGACAACUUCGAUUAGGUAGUUGGUGUUUUUCUCUCUUUCCUCAUUUCUCUCGUAAAUAUCAUCUGAUAAAUCGUCCAACAGCUUGUGACAUCAGUUUGUUACUUGUAGAGUCUGUUAGUGGAACCUUGUAUUCUGUUUGUAAUAAAUCCUUUUUACUGAGUGCGAUCGAAUCUGUUGUUAUAGCGCUUGUUUUAGUCCAUGAUCAUUGGUUACUCUUUGAUAACUGCUUGACAGGCUACCUGGGCUGUGCUUGCUCCCGUUUGACAAUUACAACUGUUUUCAUUAAUGUAAUAAAAUUGUGUUGUUUAUAUCCUUCUAAAGAAGGAUUGUGUUAAUUCUGUCAAACAUCAUCGGUUACUUCUUGUAACUUGGAAACACUGUCCAACCCUUAAUCUUACUAACAGAGUAUAUUUGGACACAAUUGCAUUGCACCUUCAUUUACUUUCGUUCUACAACCCGUUAGGCUUGAACUUGGCCAUCUUGGAAAGCUUAUCAACUGCCUCUACCAAGUGAUCAACUCUGGCCACAAACUCCACGAGUGAGGAAGUGAAGUUGACCAGUGACAAUGCUGCGGUACUCUCUAACGCUCUCAUCCUAUUUCUAGGUAACAACUCUGUGCCUGUCCCACUAUGAUCUUCUUCAAACACAUCCACCUUUAUAGAUGGCCAAGAAUAUAGCCUUCUCAACUGCUUCCUCAUGCUCUCAUGGUAACAUUCUGUUUGUUCUGCCAUCACCCUCUGAUCUGGGAAGGGAUAAAGGGUAGUUGACAGGGUAUGUAGGAGCUUUGCGAGGGACCUGGAAGGGUAAUCGGGGGAUUCAACAGUGGUUGUGAAUAGAUAAGAAUGGAGGUGCAUAGAACGUUGCAGCCUCUCGGUAGAGCUAUGAAGCCUUUUAAUGUGGGAGUUUUUCAUACUCCAUUUCAUGCUGCUAAUAUCUCUUCCCAUGAUCCUUACUAGCUCCGCAGCCUGAUUCGAUGCCUCUAGGAUUUCUGAUCCGAACGCGACUCGCAGUUUGUAGGGAGCCUGAAAACCAAUCAUUAUAAUUAGACGAAUUUCACUACGUCCACAUAAUGGCUAGUAGUUACUAGUUUCUGGAUUAAUUAUAUUAGUGAUUCAGCACUUUU